CUCUUACGUCUUCCUAAGAUAAAGAUAACUUCAUGUUGUGUCAUUAAUUUCUGAGAGUGAGGUUAAGUCUCAGACCUGAGCAGCUGGCCAGCAGCAAUGGGGAAGAAGAAAGUUGUGACAAUGGUGUUGAAGGUUGAUCUUCAGUGUGAGAAGUGCUACAGGAAAGUGAAGAAAGUGCUGUGUAAAUACCCUCAAAUACAAGACCAGGUGUAUGACGAGAAGCAGAACACAGUGACGAUCAAAGUGGUGUGUUGCAGUCCUGAGAAGAUCAAGCAAAAGAUAUCCUGCAAAGGUGGUGAAUCCAUCAAGGGUAUUGAAAUUGUACCUCCACCCAAGCCAAAGCCAAAAGAGGAGAAACCUAAAAAGGAAGUACCGACAGAGACUCCGAGGCCACCACCAGAUCCCCCCGGACCGAAAGACCCUGGACAAUCAAAAAAAUCGGAGAAACCUAAAGAGAAACCAGCCCCAUCAGCAGCCACAGCCCCAGCCCCUUGCUUCCCGCAGAACCCUGUGAGAGUGUGUUGCAGGGAAUGCUACGAGGGGCAAGGAGGUGGGCCAUGUUACCAACUAGGAUACCGUGGACCGCCGAUAUGCUAUGAUGGAUACUACGGGAGACCGGUGUAUGAUAGCUGGGGUGGUGGCAGGGGCGGUUGCUAUUGUUAGAGAGGCAAUCGAUGUGAUUGCUUUUGCGAAGAAAAUCCUAAUGCAGCUUGCAGAAUAAUGUGAAAAUUAAUGGAGGUGCAUGCAUGAUUUGUCGUUGCCCCUUUGGUUUGGUUCUUAGUACAAAAUUAUUGUACAAGAUAAAAACAAGGUUAUUAAUAAGAUAAUACUUUUAUCAAUUGGCAAAA
Molecule: messenger RNA, 848 nt
Organism: Mangifera indica (mango)
Lineage: Eukaryota; Viridiplantae; Streptophyta; Magnoliopsida; Sapindales; Anacardiaceae
Product: protein PYRICULARIA ORYZAE RESISTANCE 21-like
Exons: 3
Coding region: 97-663 (188 amino acids)
Molecular function (GO): metal ion binding
Source: RefSeq, a predicted model, not a curated record